CCGCCCCGAUAGAGGGCCAGCCCUGUGGCCGAGCACAACCGGGAGUGCGACUGCUAGGCCAGGCGACAGCGCUGCCUCCCAGAGCGCAGCAUGACGGCCAUCGGCGCGCAGGCCCACAAGCUGUUGGGCCCUAAGAGGCCCCACCGGUUUUUCUUUGAGUCCUUCAUCCGGACACUCAUCAUCGUGUGCACUGCCCUGGCUGUGGUCCUUUCUUCAGUCUCCAUCUGCGACGGCCACUGGCUCCUAGUGGAGGACCGUCUCUUUGGGCUGUGGUACUUCUGCACCAUCGGCAACCACAGUGAACCACACUGUCUGAGAGACCUGAGCCAGGCCCAUGUGCCUGGGCUGGCUGUAGGCAUGGGCCUAGCACGCAGCGUGGCUGCCAUGGCUGUGGUGACCGCCAUCUUUGGCUUGGAGAUGCUCAUCGUGUCCCAGGUGUGUGAAGAUGUCCGCUCACGGCGCAAGUGGGCCAUCGGUUCCUACCUCCUCCUGGUCGCCUUCAUCCUGUCCUCUGGAGGUCUCCUUACCUUUAUCAUCCUCCUCAAGAGUCAGCUCACCCUCCUGGGCUUCACCCUGAUGUUCUGGUGUGAAUUCACCGCCUCCUUCCUCUUCUUCCUCAACGCCAUGAGCGGCCUUCACAUCAACAACCUCACUCAGUCCUGGGACCCUCCAGCAGGGACCCUGGCUUACAGAAAGCGAGGUCGUGAUGGGACUUCUCUGAUAUAGGACCUCUGACUGGGACUGAAUGGGAUAACCAGUGACCUUGACGCUGCCUCUUAGGUACUUAGCUCUAGAAACGCCCUGGGAGUCUCUUCCGCUGACCUCCAGGGCAAAGCCAGAAGAGUACCACGGCACAGUGCGCUGGAUAGGUUAGCCAAACUAUUAAAGUCUCAAUUCUAAA
Molecule: messenger RNA, 901 nt
Organism: Apodemus sylvaticus (European woodmouse)
Lineage: Eukaryota; Metazoa; Chordata; Mammalia; Rodentia; Muridae
Gene: Tmem37
Product: transmembrane protein 37
Exons: 2
Coding region: 91-726 (211 amino acids)
Cellular component (GO): membrane
Molecular function (GO): calcium channel activity; voltage-gated monoatomic ion channel activity
Source: RefSeq, a predicted model, not a curated record